Messenger RNA from Trifolium pratense (red clover), 2026 nucleotides. Its product is annotated as phosphatidylinositol:ceramide inositolphosphotransferase 2-like. The record is from RefSeq and is a predicted model, not a curated record. Gene Ontology annotation, cellular component: trans-Golgi network; endoplasmic reticulum membrane; Golgi membrane. Gene Ontology annotation, molecular function: sphingomyelin synthase activity; inositol phosphoceramide synthase activity; ceramide cholinephosphotransferase activity. Gene Ontology annotation, biological process: ceramide biosynthetic process. Lineage: Eukaryota; Viridiplantae; Streptophyta; Magnoliopsida; Fabales; Fabaceae. The coding region runs from base 679 to 1746 and encodes 355 amino acids. The transcript has 12 exons.
GGAGUGAGUAAGAUAAAAUGAAUAUUUGUACUUUUGUGACCCCUUCGUCACACCUUCCACUCUUUUUCCUUUCCCCAUUCAAAAUCAACAUCCACGAUUACGAAAUUUCAAAAAACCAAACUAAUUGUUUUCUUUUAUCUUUUUUACUUAAUUAAAAAAGUGAUUAUAAAAAAAGCAAGUUGGUAUAUAUAUAGUGUUUAUUCUCCUCCUCUUCUCAACUGUCUCCUCCGUGUUCAACUCGCGUGCAUUGCAGUCAGACAGAAACCAAAGAGAAAUUCAAUUCAGAGAGAGAGAGAGAGAGAGAGAGAGCGAAACCAACCCAGAAGAGAUUAAAACAUUCAUUCAUUCAUUCAAAGCCCUUUUUCAUCAUUCACCUUUUAAUUAUUCUUUUAAUUUUUCUGAAAACCGGGCAUUUUCUCGAUCUUAAUCUUUCUGGGUUUCACUUUUUCUCCUCAGAUCCUCUUUCUGUUCUUCACAAUUUUAUUUUUUUUAAUUUUAAAAUUUUUUGAAACUCGAUUCUGCUUUUGUGGGUGUGUGUUUUUCUGUGAAAAGAUUCAGUUUUUCGUAGUUGGAAAGUGAAAAAAGAAUUGAUUCUUAUCUGGGUUGGUUUUGAUGCGAUUGUUGGGUUUAUUUAUAAACGCAAUGAUGUUGACAUCAUCUGUGUUUUUUUGAAGUAUUAUGGAAGGUGGUCGUUACUCGGUUACAACAUCAUCAAUAACAGCAACAACAACAACAACAACAACAUCUUCUUCAUCUUCAUCAUCAUCAUCAUCAACAAUCUUCAACAAUAACAAGAAAAACAUGUCACUUUACAUUGGUCGUGAGGCUUCCAAGCUAUGGAAGAGAGUUUGUGCAGAGACAACAACAGAAAUCAAUCUUCUUGUGGAGAAUUGGAAGUACCUUCUCGCUGGUUUAGUUUUUCAGUAUAUUCAUGGUUUGGCUGCACGAGGAGUUCAUUAUUUACAUCGGCCCGGCCCUACAUUACAGGAUCUUGGUUUCUUCCUUCUUCCGGAGCUUGGUCAAGAAAGAGCUUACAUUAGUGAAUCUUUGUUUACAGUUAUCUUUUUAUCCUUUUUCCUUUGGACUUUUCAUCCUUUCAUAUUCAAGACCAAAAAGAUCUACACAGUUCUAAUUUGGUGCAGGGUUCUAUCUUUCUUAGUUGCCUCUCAAGCUCUUCGCAUAGCGACAUUUUAUUCCACGCAGCUUCCUGGUCCAAAUUACCAUUGCCGUGAGGGAUCACCACUUGCAACACUGCCUCGUCCGAAAAGUGUCUCUGAAGUCCUCUUGAUUAAUUUUCCUCACGGCGUGAUAUAUGGAUGUGGUGAUUUAAUAUUUUCAUCGCACAUGAUCUUCACUCUAGUCUUUGUUAACACGUACCAGAGAUAUGGCACACGAAGGUGCAUAAAGCAACUUGGAUGGGCUCUUACUGUCAUUCAGAGUUUUUUGAUAGUAGCAUCUCGCAAACAUUAUACAGUCGAUGUAGUUGUUGCCUGGUAUACUGUUAAUUUGGUGGUAUUUUUUGUUGAGAAAAAAUUACCAGAAAUGCCAGACAGGACAGCUGCAACACUGUUGCUACCAUUAAGCACCAAAGACAACAAAGAUGGCAGAAACAAAGAAGAGAACCACAAGCUGUUAAAUGGCAAUUCUGUUGAUCCUUCAGAUUGGAGACAGAGAACUCAAGCAAAUGGCAAGAUUCUGGAAGAUGGUCAUGCACACCAUGCUGACUCUACAAAGAAUGGUGCAUAGAUGUAUGAGCUUUUUUCUUUUUGCAACUGCACAAAUUUGGAUUGGAUCUUCUGCUGCAACAUUGUGUGUCAUUGGGAAGCUGCAACCUUUCAAUUAGUUGAAUUUUUUUAACUUGGAAAUAUUAGUAGUCUCUGAUUGAUUUUUGUAGUAUUUGAGCUUAUUGCAAUUAGGUUGUGCUUUUUAACAAUAUUGCAGCUUUGGUCCAUUGUCAUUGUUUCAUUGUUUAGCUUUAGCAGCAGCAUGUGCUGUAGAAAAUUUUCCAAUUCAUAUUGCUUCACAA